CUCCUCCCUCGUGGUGAAAGAGAUUCUCCAGGAGGCUCCCGAGCUCAUCACCGAGCAGCUGGCUCAUCUCCUCAGAGGUAGCAUCCUUUUCAAGUACAUGACCAUGGAAUCCGAGAAGAUCUCAGAGAAGCAGGAGGAAAUUCUUUCUAUCCUGGAAGAAAAAUUUCCUAGCUUACCUCCAAGAGAGGACAUUAUCAACGUGCUCCAGGAGAGCCAGUUUGGUGCCCAGGGUUUAAAUAUUGAACAGACAAUGUUGCAGGAUCUAAAGGAACUGUCAGAUGGAGAAAUAAAAGUGGCCAUUAGUACCGUGAACAUGACCCUGGAGAACCUCAUGUUUCACAGCAGUAUCACCAGUGAUUUGAAAGCAUUUACAGACAAGUUUGGUUUUGACGUCCUCAUCCUCUUGGCCAGCUACCUGUCGGAGGAGCAGCAGCCAAGGCGACAGAUUGCUGUGUACUCCGAGAACCUGGAGCUGUGCAGUCAGAUUUGCUGUGAACUGGAAGAGUGCCGGAGUCCUUGCCUGGAGCUGGAGCCCUUUGAAUGUGGCUGCGAUGAGAUCCUGGUAUACCAGCAGGAGAACCCGUCAGUGACCUGUGACCAAGUGGUUCUCCUUGUCAAGGAAGUCAUCAAUAGGAGGUGCCCAGAGAUGAUCUCCAACAGCCGGACGUCCUCCACAGAGGCCGUGGCCGGCAGUGCCCCACUCUCCCAGGGGUCGUCCGGGAUUAUGGAGUUGUACGGCUCUGACAUAGAGCCGCAGCCCAACUCCGUGAAUUUCAUAGAAAAUCCUCCAGACCUCAACGAUUCUAACCAGGCCCAGGUGGAUGGCAACACAGACCUUGUUAGCCCAGAUAGUGGGUUGGCCACCAUUCGGAGCAGCCGUUCAUCCAAGGAGAGCUCGGUUUUCCUCAGUGAUGACAGUCCAGUGGGAGAGGGUGCUGGGUCUCACCACAGUCUCCUCCCAGGAUUUGACUCCUAUAGUCCCAUCCCUGAAGGGGCCGUAGUGGAGGAGCAUGCACUGUCCAGAGAACAUGGGGAACACUUUGACCUCUUUAACUUUGACCCAGCACCCAUGGUUUCCGGACAGUCCCAACCAUCUUCCCAUUCUGCUGACUACUCCCCAGCAGAUGACUUCUUCCCCAACAGCGAUUCCUCAGAAGGACAGCUCCCCAUGGGGCCUAAAGGACUCAAUGAGAUUGGGAUGAACAUGUCUAAUUAUUCAUCCAGUUCACUUUUGUCAGAGGCUGGCAAAGAUAACCUUGUGGAAUUUGAUGAGGAGUUUGUCCACAGACAAGAAAGUCCUGUAGAUAACUCUACAAGAAAUUUGAGCCUGACAGGUUUCAUGGGAGAUGAAUCUCUUUCUCCAGAAAGGCUGGAAACUAUUAGAAAGAGGGUCCCACCAACACCUAUGAAUAGCUUUGUAGAAAGCUCACCAUCCACUGAAGAACCAGGUCUAUGCUAUUCAGAAGACAUGACCCAAAAAACAGUCGACACAGAUCACACCGGGCCCCCUCCGACUCGUGCGCGGUGCAGCAGCUGGUGGGGUGGUUUGGAAAUUGACUCUAAAACUGCUGCAGACGCGUGGAGUUCCAGUGAACAGGAGUCUGUCUUCCAGAGCCCCGAAUCCUGGAGAGAUCGUAAGCCAAGCCCAGUGGAUAGGAGAGCCUCAGAUUCUAUAUUUCAACCAAAGAGUCUUGAAUUCUCCAGGUUGGGUCCCUGGGAGUCAGAAUUUGGUCAGCCUGGGCUGGGCAACAAUACUAUUCAAGACCAAAAUGAGGACAGCUUGCAGUUUCAGCACCCACCCGCUGAGAAGUCGCAUUUGCCGAAUGCUUCUCCGCAGGGGACAAACCAUCUGAUAGAAGACUUUGCGGCCCUGUGGCAUUCUGAUCGCUCUCCGGCAGCCAUGCCUGAGCCGUGGGGAAACCCUGUGGAUGACAGUGAGCCAGCGGCUGCAGCACCAUUCCCGGCCUGGGGUGCAUUUGGUAAAGAAGAUGACACCGAGGCUUUGAAAAAUACCUGGAAUCUGCACCCAACGAGUGGCGAGACACCUUCUGUGAGGGACCCAAAGGAGUGGGCCAUGGCAAAAAGUGGAUUUUCUUUCCCUGCAGAAGACCUGGUGGACAGUUCGCCCAGCGAGGCGAGUAACAAAGCAGCACCAGAAAUCUGGGGCAAGGAGAACCAUGAUUCCAGGGCUAACGUCCCUGUACCUGGAAAUCCCAGGUCUGACCUGAAUCACACAUGGAACAGUUCUAAGCCAGCAAAGGACGAUCAGGACGGUGGUGUAGAUCUGAAAAUUCGGGGGAAAGUCUAUGAAAAGGUAGAUUCCUGGAACCUUUUUGAGGAGAGUAUCAAGAAAGGAGGGUCAGACGUUCUGGCUCCGUGGGAAGAUUCCUUCUUAUCCUAUAAAUGUUCCGAUUACAGCGCAUCCAACGUAGGGGAUGAUUCGGUGCCUUCCCCCUUGGAUACCAACUACUCCACCUCUGAUUCUUAUACAUCACCCACAUUUGCUGGAGACGAAAAAGAAACCGAAAACAAGCCAUUUACUACAGAGGGAGGUUUUGAGUCAAAAAAGGCUAACUCGGCCACAGAGGAGACUGAAAGCCCUCCUGAGGCACCGCUGCAGACACCUAGAAAUCGAAUCAGUUCAGGUCCUGGGAACCUGGAAAUGUGGACUUCACCUCAUGCGGACACCAGUUCCGAAAUAAAUGCCACCCACAGCCCAGAUAAAGAUUUACUCAAGGCAGAACCCCCGGACGACAAGGACGUCUCCAUGGAGGACGACGCUGGGGAAAGCAGCCAGUCCAGCUACGACAACCCCAGCAUGAUGCAGCUGUACAACGAAACAAACCGGCAGCUCACGCUUCUGCACAGCAGCACCAACUCCCGGUCGGCGGCCCCCGACAGUCUCGACUUAUGGAACAGAGUGAUUCUGGAGGACACCCAGUCCACGGCGACCAUCUCGGACAAUGAUUUGGACUGGGAUGACUGCAGCGCGGGGGUGGCCAUCCCUGGUGAAGGUCAAGCACAAGGAUACGUGGCUGAAGGUACCGAGCCGGAAACCCGAUUUUCAGUGAGACAGCUGGAGCCGUGGGGCAUGGAGUAUCAGGAAGCAAAUCAGGCGGACUGGGGACUCCCUGCUUCUUAUGCACACAGCAAGGACACCGCUCCCAAUGAAUGUCACCUACUGAAUGAAAAAAGCGGACAGCUCAUUGCGAAUACUAUUUGGGAUUCCGUCAUGAGAGAUAACGACAUGUCAUCAUUAAUGUUACCAGGCCCAUCGUAUGUUUCAGAUUCAGAGCAAAGCAGAGUGCCUCCGGAAACUCCCAGCUCACCAGAAAAAAUUAAGGACAGCCCCAUCCCAGAUGUGCUAGAAGCCCCUGGAGCCAGUGAGUUGGGAGCACAGGACCCAGAACAGGAAGACACGUGCAGGGGAAGCCUGCUGGGUGAGACAGCGUCCCUGGCAACCAGACUGGAGAACCCAGGGCCUUUUGUGUACAUAGAUCCAUGGGAAGGUCCUGGUUAUGGGCAACGUGGAAAUGAGAAGGAAACUCACAGAGCCGUUGAUAGGGAGCACCUUAGCGAGGCGGAAGUGAUGGAUGGAGCCUCGGGGACAUCUGGAAAAGGGCACGGUGACCAGGAAUGCUCUCCCCUAGUUGCAUCUGAACAUGACGAAGUCUGCGAUGAGUCAGGCAAAAUCAGCUCUCUUGCAGUCACUUCUAGUCCUCAGACUGAGGAACUCCAGGAGCCUUCAGAGCAUGAGAAGGGAUCUUACAAUUUAGAAGCCUGUGAUGUGCAGACAGAGGUGUCCACAAAGCACCUGCCGGCCAGAGAGACCUGUGAAAAGCACCUUGUGAAUCACAGGAAUUCAAGGGAAACUACUGACAUUUCAGAUAGGCCUGGUAUCACAAAAAGUGUAUCUUUUCCUGAAAUGGAUCUUGAGAGAACGGAAGAAUGUGACACUCUGGAGCCAGAGAGAGUGAACCAAGAACCACCUCCGGAAUGUCCCCAAAGCCUUGACGUUUGGGGUGGCCCUAACGACAGUGAUGUGCAGGUCAGUCACACAGGUUCUGAGAUAACUGAGAAUCUGGAAGGUGAGAGUGCUGGAAACAGCCCCCCGGGAGCCAGAUCAUCAGGAAAGUAUGACAGAGGUAGUAUUUCUAGUGAGUAUACACAUUCCAGUGCAUCAACCCCUGACCUGAAUGAUUCUUCGGCUGCUCUGCCUUCUUGGGAUCAGGGCCCCAGCACUGAGCGUCAGGAGAAUCAAGACGAUUGGAGUAAACAGAAUCACCAAGAAUCUGGACUCAUUACUACUGAUGGCCAACUAGAAGUAAUUGCUGAAAUAAAGGACCCAGAGAAAAACAGAGUGGAUGAAUCUGAAAGGAGCUUAGACCACAAGGUCCCUAAAUAUUUAGAGAUAUGGAAUGAUUCCGUAGAUGGUGAUUCAUUUUCCUCUGUAUCCAGCCCUGAAACAGGUAAAUAUUCUGAGUAUCCAGGCGCAUAUCAGGAAGAAAAUCUAGUGGCUAGCCAUCAGGAGAAAAAGGAAUGUGAUGUUCCUGACACUGUGCAGCCGGAGGAGGCCAAGUUCAUGUCAACAAGCUCAGGUUCUGAUGAUGAUAGUGCAGGUGAUGAGGAGUCAGUGGGGAAAGACAGCCAUUUGGCCACUUGCCACCUUGUUCUGGAUGAACCCAGAGCUUGGGACUCAUUAAAUGAAUCUAAUACAUCCUUGGCCAUGGCAGAUCCCAAGUCUGAGGAAUUAUCUGCCUACGUAGGCAGUUCAGGACGAGCAGAGAAUGAGAAUACAUCAGACCCAUUCAGUGACAAUCAUUCAAGCAACCCUGAUCACUACAGUUUCUCACCAUUGAAGGAGACCGAAAUACAGAUGGCAGCUGCUGAUAAGGAGGCAAGAUCUCCAGAAACAGGGAGGACAGAAAAUAUCAUGUGGCAAAUAUCUCCCAAAACGGAACCAAAGAAUGAAAGUUAUUCUAAACUGGAAAUGCUUGACGUCUCUGCUGAGGGCCCAGAGUGGUGGAACACACCCCAACAGGAAGGGCAAACAGCUGGGAACACAUUUGAAGGGGAAUUGUCUAGCUCAGGCGGUAUGUUAGAGAGGAAUUCUUCAGAGUAUCAAGGUGUGGGUCCUUGGGGAGUACCCAUUCAGGGUGAUAUGGAAUGCAUGGAAACACAUGGUACUAAUCCUUUUGGUGAUAAACAUCAGUCCCCCUUUCUGAAUAGUAAUGGGGAGAACUCCCAUGAGCAACUCUGGAACAUUCAACCAAGGCAGCCUGACCCAGAAGCUGAUCAGCUUAGCCAGCUUGUAAUAUUGGACCAAAGAAAAGAAAAGGAUCCCCGAGAGCAAACCUUCAUGUCUUCUGCUGAUGACAAACUGACUUCUGAGACACCUACUGAAGAACAGUGUCACAAUACAGUGCUGUCCGUCUGGGACCAGCCAGACCCAGCAUUUACUCAUGUAGAUGAAAAUGGAUGUGUUAUGGCUAAUGCCUCGACUAUUGAGCGUCAAGAAACAAAUUGGUGGGAGGGAGAAAAGUCAUACUCCAGUGAAAUGACAAAUUCAGGCAUUGCUCCAGAAGAUUUCCCUGCUGUCAGUCCUGCCCAGUUGAUACAGAAGGCUGGUGCUGAAUGGGACGGCUCUACCCCUAGCGAGGGCCCCCAAAGCAUGUUUGUUCCAGAUAUCUUACAUGGCAACUUCCAAGAGGGUGGGCCGUUGGCCUCAGCUUCACCUGACUUGUGGGUGGCUGCUAAGCAGCCCUUCAGUUUGAAAGCAGAUGGUGAGAAUCCUGAUAUACUGACUCACUAUUGUGACCAGGACAGCAAUGCUCAGGCUGCCAGCAGCCCGGAUAUAUGCCAUGACCAUGAAGCCAAGCAAGAGACUGGGCAGCACAUCAGUGCUAGGAUAGGACCUGAAGGGGAAGCCAGUGAGUUAUAUCUCACCGAGCCAAAGCUGGAGGAGGAACCUCGUCACGAGCCUGGACAGGAGCUUGUUCUGUACAAUUCAGCACUAUAUUCUGUAAACAAAAUUCCACUGCCUCCAGUCAACAAUCAAGCAAACACAAAGGACUCAUCUCAGCCUGCUGCCUCUCACAGUGGUUCUCCCGAGCCUUCGGAAAUAAAUGAUGUAAACAACACAGUUUUAAAAGCAUCAGAAAACGAAGCCGACCCAGAUAUGGCAUCGAUUUUGGAACCCAUGGACAGAACAAUCCCAGUGAUUAAAAAGGUGGGAACCAGUAUUCCUGUAACUCACCAAGAGCCAACUAUGGAUGGUGAUAACUCUUGGAUCUCAAAGGACUUUUCUUUUGAAAGCCAGACAGAUUCAGCAGCCUUGUUGGACCUUGAACAACCUUUCAUUACUGAGAACCCUGCCUCCGUGCCUAAUGCUCUGCUAGCCUCGGACACUUGUCUGGAUGUAAGCGAAGCUGCCUUUGAACAUAGUUUCAGUGAUGCUUCAGGUCUCAACACAUCCACGGGAACAAUCGAUGACAUGAGUAAACUGACAUUAUCAGAAGGCAAUCCCGAUACGCCAGUGGAUGGUGAUACUGGGAAGCAAGAUAUCUGUUCAUCAGAAGCCUCGUGGGGUGAUUUUGAAUAUGAUGUCAUGGGCCAAAAUAUUGAUGAAGAUUUCAUUAAAGAGCCUGAACACUUUCUCUACGGUGGUGACCAUCCCUUGGAAGAAGAUGCUGUGAAGCAGUCACUGGCACCGUACACACCUCCCUUUGAUUUGUCCUACCUCACGGGAUCUACUGUUGGUGUUGAAAUGACAGAGGAAGUUGGGUCUCUGGAGGACAAGUCUCUGGGGAGCAAAGCAGGAGAGAUAUUGCUUUCUGCUCUUCCUGAUCGAAGAAGCAAGGAAAACCACACUGAGACCAAAAUCAGACAGCCUGAACACCAGCUGGUUGAACUGCAUAUUCAUGAAGACCCUGAGUCAGUUUCUUCGCCUGUAGGAGGCCACUCCAACAUGGAGUUGUCUCCGUCAAACAUUGACUGGGAAGUAGAAACAGAUCAUUCAGACUCACCAGCAGGUGGAGACAUAGGACCAUCAAAUGGUGCCAGCGAGGAAGUAGUAGGGUCUGAAGAAGAAGCAGUAAUUCCUACCGAAGAGCCUGAGCAGAGAAAACCGGAAUGCGAAGAAGAAAGGAACAGAGAGAAGAAUGAAGACCACCAAGCACAACACAUGGACUACAUACUUGUAAACCAUGAAGGACAUUCACCCCCCGAGCCGGAGGCCUGUGAAGCCAGAGAAAGCACACCCGAGGCAGAAGAGUUUCAUACAGGUCCCAAACCAAUGGGGCUGCCAGGAACUCAGUUAGCCAGCUUCCCAGACACUUGUCAGCCUCACUCCUUAAAUGAACAACAAGAUCAUUCUGCAGAGAGAAUGUCUUCCAAGGAUGAUCAGAGAUCAUCUCUUGAAAGCCCUGGACAAGAACAGAGUUGGAUGGUCUUGGGUCAUAGUGAAGGUGGCAAUCCAUCCUCAGAAGCUGGGGACAAAGGGCCCGAAUGGUCUGACAGGGUCGUGGAGCCAGCCUCUGAUCACGACUUGGACAUGGGUCCCCAAAUGCAGUUUCUGGGAGAAACAAAGCCUCUAGAAUCUGUAGCAGCAGAAGAAGCCUCUGGCCUGGGCAGCCAAUCUCAGAAGAGCAAGAGCCGCAGCAGUACUGGCCCGGACACUGUUAUGUUGCAGACGGUCACCCAUGACAAUGAGUGGGAAAUGCUUUCACCACAGCCUUCUCAGAAAAACAUACUCCCUGAAACGGAAAUGGAGGAGGAGACAGAGUUUCUCGAGCCCAGAACGAGGAAGCCAAGACCGAACAGCCUCCUGUCAGAGGAUGUAGGAAUGGACAUCGCCUUUGAGGAGGGAAUGCAGAGUCCCAGUGCUGCAGACAUGAGACCUGAUCCUCCUAAUUCUCUGGAUCUUAAUGGUACUCAUCCUCAGAGAAUCAAGCUCACAGCCCCAAAUAUUAAUCUUUCUCUGGACCAAAGUGAAGGGUCUAUUCUCUCGGAUGAUAACCUGGAGAGUCCAGAUGAAAUUGAUAUCAAUGUGGAUGAACUCGAUACCCCUGACGAAGCUGAUUUUUUUGAAUACACUGGGCAUGGGGAUCUCACAGCCAACAAAGACUCUGGCCAAGAGUCUGAAUCUAUUCCAGAAUACACGGCCGAAGAGGAGCGGGAGGACAACCGGUUGUGGAGGACAGUGGUGAUUGGAGAGCAAGAGCAGCGGAUUGACAUGAAGGUCAUCGAGCCCUACAAGAGAGUCAUUUCUCACGGAGGAUACUAUGGGGACGGCCUAAAUGCCAUCAUUGUGUUUGCCGCCUGUUUCCUGCCAGACAGCAGUCGGGCGGAUUACCACUAUAUCAUGGAAAAUCUCUUCCUAUAUGUAAUAAGUACUUUAGAGCUGAUGGUAGCUGAAGAUUAUAUGAUCGUGUACUUGAAUGGUGCAACCCCAAGACGGAAGAUGCCAGGGCUGGGCUGGAUGAGGAAGUGCUACCAGAUGAUUGACAGACGGUUGCGGAAGAAUUUGAAAUCAUUCAUCAUUGUUCACCCAUCUUGGUUCAUCAGGACAAUCCUUGCAGUGACACGGCCUUUUAUAAGUUCAAAAUUCAGCAGUAAAAUUAAAUACGUCAACAGCUUAUCAGAGCUCAGUGGGCUGAUCCCAAUGGAUUGCGUCCAGAUUCCAGAGAGCAUCAUCAAACUGGAUGAAGAAUUGAGGGAAGCAUCAGAAGCAGCUAAAACUAGCUGCCUUUACAAUGAUCCAGAACUGUCUUCUAUGGAGAAGGAUAUUGACCUGAAGCUGAAAGAAAAGCCCUAAUUGGCCACGGCUGGAAGAAGAGGAUGCUUUUCUGCUUUGUGGUUUUGUUGAGACACAUCUACCUGGAAGAGGCAGGGUUGAUGGUACUUUUUUCCACUGCACUUCCUGGUGCCAUCCUAAAUUUCUAAGGGGAAAAACAGUAAGGGGAUUUGUUUACUCCUUAACAUGUUUUAUGAACUUGUAUGUAUUUUCCUAUUUUGCCAAUUAUGUGCCUCAAAGAUUUUAGUUGAACCUUAGCAAGAACGUAGGACCUCCCAUUUCCAUAUUUCGUUCACCUUUGGUGCAGUGGUAUCUCAUCUCUUAGACUGGUAUUGACCAGUAAGAUAACUUCAAUUCACUAUGAAUUAUGAGUGGAGUUCCUUCCAUAGAUUAGCUGGGUUUCUCCGUGCUGAUCGUUUUGGGUUUAAAAUGCACAGGGCUCAACUCUCCCUGGAAAAGUUGCCCCCACGUCACUCCACUUUUAAAAUCCUGAGCUUGCUUCACACAGACACUAGUGAAACCACUGUCAGCUAAGUGUCUGCUUGGAAUCGUCUCUAACAUCUCAAAGGGAAGCCAGUUUUUCCAGUUCGCAUCCAUCUUGUUUUAGUAAUCGAGCAUCAUACUUCCUGUGAAUUUGUUUUUUAAAAAAUCAUUUCUCCAGGGAAUGUUGAAGACCUCUGCAUUGAGAAAUGUGAAGAUCAUUGCCCACAUUUUUGGUAGCUGUCUGUGCUUCAGGUCAUAACUGAAUUCAAGAUGUUGUACUCUAAGUGCCAAGUACUCAAGGGUAAGCUGGCCCGCUUAGAAAUUCAUUAGCUGGUGACAUUCAGUUAUCUGAAUUUCUCUCUCACAUACCUUAUAAAAAGUAAUCUGCUUUAAAACACUUGAAUCUGGUCACAGGUUUAAAAUUAAAUCUGAGUAUGUACUGUCGUUUGCCAAAUAUCCCCUUAUGAUUUUCAUAUGCCCUUUAACAUGCCCAGGUGAUUUCGAAUCUGUGGGCCUCUAGCGGAGGGGAUGGCAAAGCACAGCCCACUGUAACACCACCUGUUCUCAGCUGGCUUGCUAGUUAAGACUGUUUUUCACACUUUGGAUUGAAAAAAAUUUUUAAAUAUUUUAUGACACAUGAAAA
Molecule: messenger RNA, 9920 nt
Organism: Molossus molossus (Pallas's mastiff bat)
Lineage: Eukaryota; Metazoa; Chordata; Mammalia; Chiroptera; Molossidae
Gene: PRUNE2
Product: prune homolog 2 with BCH domain
Exons: 16
Coding region: 98-8815 (2905 amino acids)
Biological process (GO): apoptotic process
Cellular component (GO): cytoplasm
Molecular function (GO): exopolyphosphatase activity
Source: RefSeq, a predicted model, not a curated record